AUGGAGCAGCACGUGGUCUUCAUCAACUUUCCCGCUACGGGGCACAUGAACCCCACGCUGCCGCUGGCCAGAGAACUCACUGCGCGAAACAUUCCGGUGACUUACUUUGUGAACGAAAGAGUGCGAGAAGUGGUUGAAGCGACGGGUGCCACAUGGCGCGCCCUCCAGGACCCCAAGCAUCUCACCGAAGAGCAACUCGCAAAGUAUGUCCCACCGGAUGCUGCAAAGGAGGACUACGAGUUUCCCAUGUCCGUGCUGGUCUUCUCUGCGUCCUGCGCACCGCAGCUUAUCCAAGAGCUGCGAGCCCUGAAGCCACCACCGAGUGUUAUCCUCUACGACCCGUUCUUACCCAUAGGCUUGGUUGCGGCACAAGAGCUGGGCAUCCCCUGUGUGGGUACCGUCACAGUUGCCGGACCUGGUGUUAUCGAGGUACCUCCGCCAGUACGACAGAAAUGGGAAUCGAACGGAGUCUCUCAGAGAGCAUGGCAAGAACUGAAAGACCUUUACAACUUGGACGUUUUCGAGCACGGCUCCUUCUUGGAGUUCUACUCCCCGCAUCAAAACAUUGUCUCCACUUGUGACUCUCUCUAUACUGGCCCCAAGACCCCACUACAGCUCGAACGCUUUGGGAACUUCCCUUUCGAACGUGUCGGGCCCUUGCUGAAUUCCAAGAUUUUGCGGCUCUCCAAUGCGGAGCUUGGUGGCACUGUGCCCACGCUGCCGCCUGAGGUGGACGCAGCCAUUGCCGCAGGCAAGAAGAUUUUGUACCUGUCUGCUGGGACGGUGGCGACCGGGCACUUUUGGAGCACCAAGUUCGGCCCCCAGGCGUUUUCCAAUGGCCUCGAUGACUGCACUGGAAAGGAGUUUGUUCAGCUGCUCUUUCGGACGGUGUUCGAAGCCUUUGGAGGUGAUGAUGAAAUGCUGAUCGUGGUCAGCACGGCUCACAAGGAUGCCCUUGAGUGUUUGGAGCUCCCGAGCAACUUGGUGGCCCAGCAGUCGCUCCCGCAGCUGGAGCUGUUGCAGAAGUGCAAUGUCUUUGUCACCCAUGGAGGUGCCAACAGUGUGCACGAGGCUUUGAGCUUUGGUGUUCCUAUGGUGGUGAUUCCCAUCUUUGGUGAUCAGCCCGUGAAUGCCGACACCGUGGCAAAGACGGGCUGCGGGAUCUCCUUCCGUCACCCACUGGAGACUUUAAAUCCGACCGCCUUGAAGGAGGCGGUGGAUCAACUGAUGAUGCCCUCCGUCCGUGAGUCGCUGGAUGCGCUGCGUGUGGAGCUCUCUGCUUCAGGGGGUGUGGUGAAGGCAGCGGAGGUGGUCCUGGCAGCGAACCGCAAGAUGGCGGGCAUGGCCUGGGGCGGUGCGAGCAAUGAGUUGCAAAGAAGGAGCGUGAUUCGUAUGGUGAUUCCUACGGUGAUUCAAUCGAUUCGAGGCACUCUCGAUACUCAGACGAGGUGUGCUUUAACCUUUCUCCAAAAUAAGAAGGGCUCUCCUUCCAAAGAAGUUGGAACGUUGCGUUCUGACGACUUGCGUGUGUUGGCAUUCUUGCGAGUGGUUCGCUUACCCGCUCUCGCGCCGUUGGGUGACUCACUUGAUGAUUCCAUCUACACUGGAAAAGCUUUGGCAGUGGAUUCGUCUUGGCGCUUGUUUUCGCGCCUCUGGUAUUGGGGCCAGGAAGGAGGAGACUUCUAUGGCGACAGUUCCUACGACAGUUCCUUUGAUUCGAGGCGCUCUCGAUACUCCGAUGAGGAACCAUCUCGUGACUUCUAUGGUUCUGACGGCUCUGGAUACUCUGAUGAGGAAGGAGAUUCAUUUGGCGAGGAUUCCUACGGUGAUUCAAUCGAUUCGAGGCGCUCUCGAUACUCAGAUGAGGAACCAUCUCGUGACUUCUACGGAUCCUCUGGGGACUCUGAGGAGCGAUCCAGCGAAUUCUUUGGAGGCUCAUCGAACUCGGAGGAUGCUUCAGAUUCCUGGGGCGACGACUUUGGCGAUUCCUUUCAGGACAGAGACCGAAUGGCCAAGGAUGACGAGGCGUCCAAGGUGAGUGAUGAGGCGAAGAGCUCCGGCGAGGCGGAAUGCGACGAAAGCCGCAAGUGCAUGUGGGGCGAAAGUGUACUGUGUCCUGACAAGAAGUCGAGAUGUGCGGGGAGUGGCUGCUGUCCAGAUGGUUCGAUGUGCCCCUCAGCGCCACCGGGCGCAACAGGUUGCUCAAUGGGAAAGGCCUUCGACUGCACUUGUGCACCCAAACCCAAAAUCAUUGGCCACGCGAGUUGCCUUAUUGGUGCCAGUGUCCCUUGUCCAGACGAUCCGUCAACGAAAUGCUCAAUGGCUGGUUGUUGUCCAGAUGGCUCGACCUGCCCUUCAGCACCGUUGGGCACCAUGUGUCCUUUUCCCAAAAAGAAGGACUGUACCGGUCAGACCAUCGCCAAAUACGAUGCUAGCAUUGAAGAGUUCCAGCCAAACGUUUUCCGGAGCUUCAAUCCCUACGCAUCUGCCGCCAUUGCAUCUGCCAUGGUGAUUGCUGCCUUUACCUUGUUGGUCGUGAAGGGCCGAAGUGCUUCGAGACACUACAUCAUCGUGCCGGAGGGUGAAGCCUGA
Messenger RNA from Durusdinium trenchii, 2592 nucleotides. The record is from the annotation of a GenBank genome assembly. NCBI's taxonomy places the organism in Eukaryota, Dinophyceae, Suessiales, Symbiodiniaceae.